GCACUCGAUCGGCGACGUUAUAAGUACCUCGCCUCCGCACCACUCCAUCUCAUCUCAUCUUAGGCCAGUGCAAAUCACAUCAAGCAAGAGCAGCCAAAACAUCUUUUUGAUCGCCGUAUUUUCCCCUCGCACAGAUCUCAGCAAGACUGACCAUGUCGCUCGUGAGGCAGAGCAACGUGUUCAACCCCUUCGCUGACCUCUGGGUCGACCCCUUCAAAGCUUUCCGCUCAGUCAUCCCGGCAGCAUCAGAUUCCGACACCGCCGCCUUCGUGAACGCUCAGAUGGACUGGAAGGAGACACCCGAGGCGCACGUGUUCAAGGCCGAUCUUCCCGGCGUGAAGAAGGAGGAGGUCAAGGUGGAGGUGGAGGACGGCAACGUGCUCGUCGUCAGCGGCGAGCGCACAAAGGAGAAGGAGGACAAGAACGACAAGUGGCAUCGCGUGGAGCGCAGCAAAGGCAAGUUCGUCCGGCGUUUCCGACUGCCUGAGAACGCCAAGGUGGAGGAAGUGAAGGCCGGGAUGGAAAACGGCGUGCUCACCAUUACGGUGCCCAAAGCAGAGGUCAAGAAGCCCCAGGUGAAAGCCAUCGAGAUCUCCGGCUAAGAUGCAUGUCGAUCGGGACCAGCUUGGUCCAUGUCCUUGAUUUGCUGUGUCGGUGCUCCUAUGGAGUCGUGUGUUGUUUUGUAUCGAACUCUUCUGUAUCUUUCAGCUGUGCGAGGUUGAUCGUGUUCCAGAUUUCAGAAGAAUAUAAGUAAAUAAGAAAUAAAUCGUUUUUUUU
Molecule: messenger RNA, 777 nt
Organism: Lolium perenne
Lineage: Eukaryota; Viridiplantae; Streptophyta; Magnoliopsida; Poales; Poaceae
Product: 16.9 kDa class I heat shock protein 1-like
Source: RefSeq, a predicted model, not a curated record